Clarias gariepinus (North African catfish) is the source of this 1453-nucleotide messenger RNA. RefSeq names its product aminopeptidase Ey-like. Bases 609 to 1331 code for a protein of 240 amino acids. NCBI's taxonomy places the organism in Eukaryota, Metazoa, Chordata, Actinopteri, Siluriformes, Clariidae. Gene Ontology annotation, cellular component: cytoplasm. Gene Ontology annotation, biological process: proteolysis; peptide catabolic process. The record is from RefSeq and is a predicted model, not a curated record. Gene Ontology annotation, molecular function: peptide binding; zinc ion binding; metalloaminopeptidase activity. The transcript is spliced from 3 exons.
ACACCAGAAAUGCGUCUCAACCCUGGUGAAUGAUAUUAAACUCCAACACAGCUGAAGAAACACAACAUGCUGUUAGACCUCACGCAGGACGGCUGGACGCUGUCGGUGUUUAACCGUCUAAUACGAGUCUCUCUAAAAAUUCGAUUCCGUCCCAACACUGAAUGAAGCGAUGUCCGUCCCCUGACAUGGGUGACGUCUGUAAUGACGUUUGAGACGUCCCUCUGUUUGCGUCUCAUCUCUGAGCAGGAAUAAAGCCGUGUGUGCAGCACAGCUCUGCAUCUCAUUUUACAUCUAAGGGUGGUUAAAACUUUAUUUUUAUUUCUUAAAAAAAAUAUUUUAUGAACAAACCAAUAUUAAUUCCCUAUUUAAAAUAUGCACCAAAAAAACAAACAAACAAAAAACUCUGACGCGUCUGAUUGUGUUCUCACGCUCGGGCCUGACUCAGAGUUAUGGCUGUGCAAACACACAGCUAAGUGAAAUAAAUCACAAUGAUUGCGUGCUGGUGAUAUUCCCACGUGUCAGCCUCACACUGACACUGCGAACGUACACCAGAAGAAGAGCGACAUAGAGAGAGCUUCAGCCUCGGGUCCAGACUCAGCUCAGACAAAAUGCCCAAGUGUCCCUUCAGUACCAUGUGCAUCAUCUGCACCGUGGUGUCCUUCAUCUCCGUCUCCAUCCUCGUCGGUCUCUGGACCUACCAGUUUUAUACAUUUUUCAACCAAAAGGGGUCUCAGAUCGCAGCGCUGCGCGGCUCUCGUCUCACAGAAUGUCUGCGUCCCGUUUCCUACGAUGUCACCUUAUGGCCACGUCUCAAAGAGAACAUCUUCAUGGGGAACUCCAGCGCGGUGUUCCAGUGUGUGAAGGAGACGGACCUGAUUCUGCUUCAUGCCAACAAGCUGAACCUGAGCACCGAGGCCACACUAAGCGCGCUCAGCGGCGCUCCUGCACCCGCCAUCGUCCGCAUCCAGACCCUCAGCAGAAGCCAGUGUCUCGUUCUUCACUUGAGUGAGACGUUAAAAGCAGGAGAGCGGUACACACUCCACAUCAGCUUCACAGGGGAACUCGCUGAUGAUCUGGAAGGAUUUUACAGGAGCGAGGACGAGGAGAGCGGAGUGAAGAGCUCAUUGACCAGCGCCCGGCUCCGCCCCUCCCACCCUGCAGCCCAACUCCGCCCCUCUCACCCUGCAGCACAGCUCCGCCCCUCUCACCCUGUCGGAGUUUCAUCAAGUUUGGCAGAGACGAGCAGCAACACCUUACCUGUUCUCCACAUCACACUACUGAAGGAGUGCAGCAGCUUCACCUUCACAGGAGAACACACAGUGAAAACCUAGAAAUUAAACACCAGCGCUGACGAUGUAACAACGAGCAGAUUCGAGUUGAUGCGGUGAUGUCAUCAGAUCAGCUGACUCUCAUCAUCACUGAAGACACACACACCAACACAACACACACAUCA